AUGCCAAGUAAAUACAUUGAAAGAUAUGACCAGGUCCCUGUAACCAAGGAAGACCUUGACUGGGCCGAACUUAUUACACUGGACCUGAGCCAGUAUGAACAGCCGGGAGGAAAGGAAGAUCUUGUCAAGCAACUUGAUCAUGCUGUUAGAAAUGUUGUCAAGAACAUAUUAACAACCAGUUCGCUCUGGGGCGGGGAGUUCUAUGCCCUGCCACUUGAAGAGAAGCUCAAAUUCCACAGCGCCAGUGACCUUGAAAGGGGUGAAUACAAUUCUUAUCGUCCUGCAGGACACCGAAUCCUAGGAAAUGGCGUCAAGGAUAAUGUCCAGGUGUACAAUCUCCCAAAGUUCGACGGUUACCACGAGCGACCCCAGCCUACUGUCCUGGCUGACAAUAUUAAAGAAAUUGAAGCUUUCAGUCGCAAAUGCCACACCGAAGUCGUUGAGAAGCUUCUCCGCCUCUUCGCAAUCCUUCUUGAAUUGCCCGAUGAAGAUCAACUAGUCCGUGAUCACCAAUACGACGUCAAGGGCGAGGAUCAUCUGCGCUAUAUGCAUUAUGCAGCCCGUAGCGCCGAAGAUAACAAGAGGGUCGGAGAGCUCUACAGCCCCGGGCACACAGACUUAGGAACAGUUACUCUUCUGUUCCGGCAACCAGUAGCCGCACUUCAGAUCCUCAAUUCGGAGGGUCAAUGGAAAUGGGUGAAGCCCCAAGAUGGGACAAUCACUAUCAACACAUGCGAUGCCUUGACCGCGCUUACUGGCGGAUUGAUUAAGUCAAGUAUUCAUCGGGUGCAUGCACCACCUGCCGACCAGGCCCAUAUUGAUCGAUUAGGUGUGCUGUACUUUGCUCGCCCCAACAAUCACGUUGCCCUUGAUCCUAUUCAGAACAGCCCCCUUCUCCAAAGGCUUGGUUUGACAACCAAUGCAUUCACCGAGAUUGGGCAGCAUCUCACGACUGAACAGUGGGUUACUGUUCGACAAACGCAGCAACAGCGAAGGAAUCGGGAUGUUAAGAUUUCUAGCGAGGGAAAGUAUACCUAUAGGCCGAAGGAUCUUGAGAUCAUCCCUGGCCUUCAGGCUGCUAUCUAUAACUAG
Messenger RNA from Penicillium verrucosum, 1092 nucleotides. RefSeq lists its product as uncharacterized. Lineage: Eukaryota; Fungi; Ascomycota; Eurotiomycetes; Eurotiales; Aspergillaceae. The coding region runs from base 1 to 1092 and encodes 363 amino acids. Gene Ontology annotation, molecular function: dioxygenase activity. The record is from RefSeq and is a predicted model, not a curated record. The transcript is spliced from 6 exons.